Protopterus annectens (West African lungfish) is the source of this 984-nucleotide messenger RNA. Its product is annotated as olfactory receptor 56A5-like. Bases 1 to 984 code for a protein of 327 amino acids. The transcript has a single exon. The record is from RefSeq and is a predicted model, not a curated record. Gene Ontology annotation, biological process: G protein-coupled receptor signaling pathway. Gene Ontology annotation, molecular function: G protein-coupled receptor activity; olfactory receptor activity. Gene Ontology annotation, cellular component: membrane. NCBI's taxonomy places the organism in Eukaryota, Metazoa, Chordata, Ceratodontiformes, Protopteridae.
AUGUCGAACUUAGACUUGAUUCUAGUGAUGUCAUCAAACAAUAACACUGAGCCUUCAGAAUUCAUCCUCAUUGGCUUCCCUGGACUGCAGAAGGAGCAAAAAUGGCUUUCGAUCCCUUUUUGUAUUUUGUUAUUAAUUGCAGUUUUUGGAAAUGUGACAGUGAUAUUUAUUAUCAGUAAGGAGAAUACUCUACAUAAACCUAUGUACAUUUUUAUUUCAUUUUUAGCAGUUAUAGAUCUUGUACCAACAAUUUCUCUGCUGCCCAAUCUAUUGCUGUUGGUAAUGUUUGAAUUAAAAAAUAUAAGUUUUACUAUGUGCUUUAUGCAAAUGUUUCUUAUUGGUUUCUCUGCAACUAUGGAAUCAUCUAUGUUGUUGUUAAUGGCUUAUGAUCGCUAUAUUGCAGUCUCCAACCCACUGAACUAUGCAAGUCUUAUAACAAAUUCUUUUGUGUGCAAAUGGAGCCUGAUACUAUGUUUUAGAAGUCUUCUUUUCUCUCUGCCAUUGCCUAUACUUGCUAGAAUUUUGUCAUACUGCAGUUAUAGAACCAUUUCAAACUGUUACUGCUCUUAUACCACUGUAACUAAAAUUGCAUGUAAUAAUUAUAUCAUAACAACUGCUUAUAGCUUUUUCCUGACUUUUGCAGUUGCAGCACCAGAUACAAUAUUAAUUAUUUUAUCCUAUUAUAGGAUUGCAAAAGCUGCAAUAAAUCUAAAGUCAGCUGAUGCAAUGCGCAAAGUGUUAAGUACAUGCAGUUCUCAUUUGUUUGUCAUUUUAUUUUUUUAUGCAACAGGUAUAUUAUCGGUAGUAGUAAAUUUAUUUGAAAAGAGUAUUCCUUUCUAUAUAAGUGUCUUGUCUUCUGUAUUGUAUAUUGUUAUACCACCAGCAAUAAACCCAGUGAUAUACAGUGUCAGAACCAAAGAAGUUAGAAUUGCUACAAUAAAGCACUUCAAAAAGAUUAUGAAGCUACCAAGUGGCAAAUACUGA